Didymella exigua CBS 183.55 is the source of this 961-nucleotide messenger RNA. Its product is annotated as DDE-domain-containing protein. Gene Ontology annotation, molecular function: DNA binding. The transcript is spliced from 2 exons. The record is from RefSeq and is a predicted model, not a curated record. NCBI's taxonomy places the organism in Eukaryota, Fungi, Ascomycota, Dothideomycetes, Pleosporales, Didymellaceae. Gene Ontology annotation, cellular component: nucleus. The annotation marks the transcript as partial.
GCAAGGACUACAGCAGCCAACUAUGAGACAAUUCGCGUGUUUCUGGAGUUGUUUGAGCGUACUCAGAUUAAGCUGGGCAUACAGUAUGAAGACAUAUGGAACAUGGAUAAGACUAGUGUCAGUCUUAGGGUAUGUACCAACACCAGAGUGAUUGCCAAUUCAUCAAAGAAGAAGGCUUAUAUCAAAUCACCAGAGGAUCGUGAGUGGGUAUCGAUCCUGGAGACUAUCUCCGCCACCGGCACCAAGCUCCAAUGCCUAGUCGUCUUCAAAGGCAAGCAUCUACAAACUACGUGGUUUCCAGCACAAGGGGUGCCCAAUUGGCUCUACACAACGUCAGAGAAUGGGUGGACGUCAAAUUCAAUUGGAUCUGAGUGGCUACAACGGAUAUUCAUACCAAAUACUACACCUUCACAAGGUAGGUGGCGGCUACUACUAUUGGACGGCCACGGCUCCCACACUCCUAUUGACUUUAUGUGGACUUGCCGGCGGCAUCAGAUCUAUCUUCUAUACCUCCCACCUCACGCCUCACACGUUCUCCAGCCGCUGGAUCUGGCUCCAUUCUCCGUCGUUAAAACCCACUACCGUACACCUAUCAAGAAGGAGAGGUUUGUCACCUCAUACAACAAAGCAAGAGAAGAAGGACUAUCUGAGAGAGUCAUACGAGCUGGCUGGAAGGCUGCUGGCUUAUGCCCAUACAACCUAGACCUAGUAAUACUCUCAUCUCAGAUAUCAGGCCGACCUGUCACGCCUCCUCCAUCUACUCAACCUAUAGAUGACGUAUUUGCCACGCCUCAGAGCUCACAGGCCCUUCACAGGGCUUAUCAACAGCUCCUUUUGUCAGAAUCUCUCUCUCGAAGCACCCGUGUGGUGCUUAGCAAGGCAGGCAAGGCUAUUGCUAGAGCCAACACUCGCGCAGCUCGGCUUGAAUCUGAGAAUCAACGACUUAAAUAUCAACUAGAUA